Drosophila erecta is the source of this 1531-nucleotide messenger RNA. RefSeq names its product organic cation/carnitine transporter 7. The record is from RefSeq and is a predicted model, not a curated record. Lineage: Eukaryota; Metazoa; Arthropoda; Insecta; Diptera; Drosophilidae. Bases 102 to 1529 code for a protein of 475 amino acids. Gene Ontology annotation, biological process: transmembrane transport. The transcript has 9 exons. Gene Ontology annotation, molecular function: transmembrane transporter activity.
GAAAUAGUCUAGCAAUCUGUAUUUAUGUUUCAUGCACAUUCAAAAUUACCCAGUUGUAAGCCUUUUUUUGCGAAAUGAAAUGCUGAUAGCCAGCAGCAAAGAUGAGUGACAUAGAUGAGGUUUUCACCAAGCUGGGUUUCGGUAAGAUGCAGUUCAUCAUGUUAUUUUGCUGCUUUAUACUGCAGCUUUGGAUGACCAAUGAGCAACUGGGAUUCGGAGUAGUAAUCGCAGGGGCAAGUUGUGAAAUGCAUAUACACGACAGGCGGUUGGCCUGGUUAAUGGCUGCAAACUUCUCGGCCCAGAUGAUAUCCUGUUUCAUAUGGGGCCAGUUAUCGGACUCGUACGGCAGACGCAAGAUCAUCGGAAUUACGGGUAUCGUCGCUAUUAUAUCUUCCUUGACCUCGGCCUUCAUGCCGGAGUUUUGGGGCUUCCUGGUCAUGCGGACAGUGGGUGGCUUCUUCAUUGUGGCGUUAGUUGUUUGCCUAAUGACCUACUUGAGUGAAUUCACGAAGAUCUCCUUGCGACCCAGGGUGCUGACCAUUAUGAGCUAUUCCCUCGGGAUGAGCAUGAUCUACGUGCCGUCUCUGGCCGGUGCUCUGCUGUCCAAGCGAAUGGAGCCCAGUGGCUGGCGCAUCCUGCUGGUGUGCAACCAGCUGCCCGGAAUCAUCGGAAUAAUCCUUCUGAUAUUCCUGCCCGAGAGUCCGAAGUACUAUCUGUCGAUUGACAACCAGGAGAAGGCCAUGCACGUCAUGGAAAGGGUCUGCCGAAUGAACAAGGGCAAGGAGGUCACUCUAAAGAGUCUGGGAGUGGAGUCGCUCACCCAGCCGCGCCUGCGUCUAGCAUCCGAGAUGCGCGGACGGUGUUACGGCACCAAACAGCUAUUGGUAAAACAUGGCAAGAUCAUGUGGUUUUUCUUCAUCAUAUUUUUUACCCUGACGGGCCUAGGUUUGGCUCUGCCCAUCUGGGUGUUGCGAAUCAGGGUUCUUACGGCAACCUACGAAGAGAUGGUGCCAUUAUGCGAUCGCCUGGAAGGAAUUGGUACAGAGUCGCAUGGCGAAACAGAGUGCAUCCUGACCUAUGCGCAAAUGACGGAUCCAAUGAUUCACGGAUGCGUUGUCCUCGGCGUUUUUAUAGUCACCAGUGUUGUCUUGAGUUGGCUGAGUCGUCGAGUGGUGAUUAUAGCCUUUGUGAUCAUUUCCAUUUUGGGAUGCGUGGCCCUUAACUUUAUGGUGCAUUCCACCAUGAUACUGAUUAGUUUCUUCGCCAUAAUCGAUCCGCUCCUAUGCAGCGUCAGGUUGGCAAGUUCCUUGCUCAUAGAUCUCGUACCCACUCAUCUCAGGGGCAAGGCCGCUGCUCUAAUCACGAUGACAGGUCGGUCCGGGAUUUUGUUAACCAGUGUGUAUGUUGGAUAUACCUUGUCGCACAGCUGCUAUGUUACCUUUAAUACAUUCAUUGUAUUUCUCUUGGUCUCCGGCAUCCUUGUGUACUGCCUACCAACCGAGUAUCAACACUCUAGCUUUUCAAAUUAAUA